This is a messenger RNA of Corapipo altera (White-ruffed manakin), 1092 nucleotides long. RefSeq names its product alpha-1-acid glycoprotein-like. The transcript is spliced from 6 exons. The coding region runs from base 390 to 1055 and encodes 221 amino acids. Lineage: Eukaryota; Metazoa; Chordata; Aves; Passeriformes; Pipridae. The record is from RefSeq and is a predicted model, not a curated record.
UGGGACCCAUCAGUCCUAUUUUUAUGGCUGGCACAGCAAAAACACGUUCCCUUCUCUUCAAAGCCGCCCUGGGCUUUUCCUGAGAUGGGGGGAGCUGCACCGUACCUCAUUACCAGAGCAAGGGGCAACUACAGCGGCCACUUGUGGGGGGGGGGAAUUGGGCAAACUUAGGGCAGAUUUAAGUUUUAAAUGCAGCAAUUGCAUCGGCCCCAUCACCAGCAGCCCACACCUACCCUCUGCUGCAGCCGGGGCCAGGGCGAGCGUCGGCGCCUAAAAGGUGCUGGUUGCAUCACCAGUGCGGGGCCGGCAGCCCCGGGCACAUCCCGUCCCCUCCCAGCAGGGCUGCAAGAGCCGAACGAGCUUGUCCGUCUGUCCGGGGUUCGGGAGCCAUGGCCGGGAUCGCAGUGUCCCUCGGGAUCGCGGUCACCCUCGGGCUCGCGGUGCUGCUGCCCACGGCCGCCUCCCCCUGCGGAGCCCUGAGCCCUGACAACGCCACGGCCACCAAGCUGCUGGGGACGUGGCUGUACGUGGCCGGGGCUGCCCAGUUCCCCCGGCACCUCCUGGAGAUGCUGCUCAUCGACCACGGGCACCUGCACGUGGAGCCCCUCACGGAUGGGCGGGAGCUGCUCAUCACCCAGCACGUGGCCGCGGGGGACCAAUGUCUCACUAACAACCUCACCUACUUGGAAAUCGCCGCCGGUAACACCACACUGGUGAAGCAUGCCAAGACCCAGCAAACUGUGGGGACACUGAUGAACCUCAGCUCUGAAAACCUUUUACUCAUCCAGUACCAACUGCAGAGGGAAAGGACGUAUUUGGGACUGUAUCUCUACGCCCGGAACCUGAGCGUGAGCACAGCUGACCGUGAGGAAUUUGAGCACCACGCCAAGUGCCUGGGGCUGAGGGAAGAGGAGAUCAUUUAUGCACCCUGGAAAACAGAGCUGUGUCAAACAAAAGAAACAGAAAAAGGCAACACCCCCCACAUGGAGCCCGUGGCUGAGGGCACAGCAUCACCUCCUCCAGGUACCCCCUGGCCUGGGACUGUGGGGAACUGACCCCACUUCGGGCAAUAAAUGUUCUCUUCAAAUUCCA